Pongo pygmaeus (Bornean orangutan) is the source of this 3850-nucleotide messenger RNA. It is a transcript of the gene RUSC1, whose product is annotated as RUN and SH3 domain containing 1. Lineage: Eukaryota; Metazoa; Chordata; Mammalia; Primates; Hominidae. The transcript has 11 exons. Gene Ontology annotation, cellular component: cytoplasmic vesicle. The record is from RefSeq and is a predicted model, not a curated record. The coding region runs from base 192 to 3311 and encodes 1039 amino acids. Gene Ontology annotation, molecular function: protein binding.
GUGGGUUGUGCUAGUGCCCCUCCCCUCCCGCUCUGUGCCCCGCCGGGCGGGGACCGUGGGAGCCGCGGACAAGCCCAAGGCCGGAGCGGUUCCAGGAGGACCUUGGUCUGCACCUGUGGUUGCCAGGUAGGUGGAUGUGAGAGACCCUACCCUUCUGGUUCUCUAGAAGCCAUCCCAUCGCCGCUAGCACCAUGCUGUCCCCUCAGAGAGCUUUACUCUGCAACCUCAACCACAUCCACCUCCAGCACGUCUCCCUGGGCCUGCACUUGUCCCGCCGUCCUGAGCUACAGGAGGGGCCUUUGAGCACACCCCCUCCUCCAGGAGACACUGGGGGCAAGGAGAGCCGGGGCCCCUGCAGUGGCACCCUGGUGGACGCCAAUUCCAACAGCCCAGCUGUGCCCUGCCGGUGCUGCCAGGAGCACGGUCCGGGCCUAGAAAACCGGCAGGACCCGUCACAGGAGGAAGAGGGGGCUGCCUCUCCCUCAGAUCCAGGCUGCUCCUCCUCGCUCAGCUCCUGCUCAGAUCUUAGCCCCGAUGAGUCCCCUGUCUCAGUCUACUUGCGGGAACUCCCUGGUGAUGAGGAUGCCCACCCUCAGCCCAGUAUCAUCCCCCUGGAGCAGGGCUCCCCACUGGCUUCAGCAGGCCCUGGCACCUGCUCACCGGACAGCUUCUGCUGCUCUCCUGAUUCCUGCUCCGGAGCUUCUUCUUCACCCGAUCCUGGCCUGGACUCGAACUGCAACGCCCUGACCACCUGCCAAGACGUCCCUUCCCCAGGCUUGGAGGAAGAGGACGGGAGCGUAGAGCAGGAUCUCCCUACCUCUGAGCUCUUAGAGGCGGAUGAUGGGAAGAUCGACGCUGGGAAAACGGAGCCCAGUUGGAAGAUUAACCCAAUUUGGAAAAUUGACACACAGAAAACUAAAGCUGAAUGGAAAACCACUGAAAACAAUAACACUGGUUGGAAAAACAAUGGGAAUGUUAACUCUAGCUGGAAAAGUGAACCUGAAAAAUUCGACUCUGGUUGGAAAACCAACACAAGAAUAACUGAUUCUGGCUCGAAAACAGAUGCAGGGAAAAUUGAUGGAGGAUGGAGAAGUGACGUCAGCGAGGAGCCGGUGCCCCACCGGACAAUCACGUCCUUCCACGAGCUGGCCCAGAAGCGCAAGCGGGGCCCAGGGCUGCCCCUCGUCCCGCAGGCCAAGAAAGAUCGCAGUGACUGGCUCAUAGUCUUCUCGCCCGACACCGAGCUGCCCCCCUCGGGGUCGCUGGGCGGCUCCUCGGCACCUCCUCGGGAAGUCACCACCUUCAAGGAACUCCGGUCCCGAAGCCGGACCCCAGCCCCGCCAGUCCCGCCUCGAGACCCCCCAGUUGGCUGGGCUUUGGUCCCGCCCCGGCCCCCACCCCCGCCUGUCCCUCCCCGAAGGAAGAAGAACCGAUCUGGACUGCAGCCCAUAGCGGAGGGGCAGUCCGAGGAGGGCCGGGCUGUCAGCCCAGCGGCUGGCGAGGAGGCCCCAGCCGCGAAGGAGCCGGGCGCGCAGGCUGGCCUGGAGGCCGGUCCCCUCCUGCUCCCUCGGCCCCUGGUUUUCCGGUUCUCGGCCGACGGGCGCCCCCUGUUGGAGGGUGGGGGCGCAGGCGCAGCUGGGUCUCUGCUCCUGGCUCCUCUGGCCGGGUGGCCCGGCGCCGGGCUGCGGCUGCUGGGGGCGCCGAGCCCCCCAGAGGAGCAGCUGCUGCCCGUCCGCCUGUCCCCGGUGGGAGCCUAUUCGCCUCCGACUCGGGGAGCCUUGCCCUGCCUGGCCAGCCCCGAGCUGGCACUGCUGCUGUCCCCGCUCUUUCCCAGAAGUAGCACCUUCCCCGCCGCGGCUCCCCCACCCCGCCAGGUACCCGCCCCCCCGCUGCCACCGCAACCUCGUCCGCCGAAGGCCCCUCGCUGGACCAGGAGCCCAUCGCCUCCGCCCAGGCUACUCCGUAGUUCGUGGUCCUUCGCCGGUGUCCCCGGAGCCCAGCGGCUGUGGAUGGCAGAAGCCCAGAGUGGGACUGGUCAGCUGCAGGAGCAGAAGAAAGGUCUCCUGAUAGCCGUCAGCGCCUCCGUUGAUAAAAUCAUCUCGCAUUUCGGGGCCGCCCGGAACUUGGUGCAGAAGGCCCAGUUGGGUGAUAGCCGGCUGAGCCCGGAUGUGGGGCACCUGGUGUUGACCACCCUCUGCCCGGCCCUCCACGCCCUGGUGGCGGACGGGCUGAAGCCUUUCCGGAAGGACCUCAUCACUGGGCAGCGCAGGAGCAGCCCCUGGAGCGUGGUGGAGGCGUCGGUGAAGCCAGGCUCCAGCACCCGCUCCCUUGGAACCCUGUAUAGCCAGGUCAGCCGUCUAGCCCCGCUGAGCAGCAGCCGUAGCCGCUUCCAUGCCUUUAUCCUGGGCCUCCUCAACACCAAGCAGUUGGAGCUGUGGUUUUCCAGUCUCCAGGAAGAUGCAGGCCUGCUCUCCCUCCUGUACCUGCCAACAGGAUUCUUCUCCCUGGCCCGUGGUGGCUGUCCCUCCCUGUCCACAGAGCUGCUGCUCCUGCUGCAGCCAUUGUCGGUGCUCACUUUCCACCUGGACCUGCUCUUUGAGCACCACCACCACCUGCCCCUGGGCCCGCCUCAGGCCCCUGCCCCUCCAGGCCCGCCUCCGGCUCUGCAGCAGACUAUGCAAGCCAUGCUGCACUUUGGGGGCCGGCUGGCCCAGAGCCUUCGGGGGACUUCCAAGGAAGCUGCUUCAGACCCCUCUGACUCUCCAAACCUUCCCACACCAGGGAGCUGGUGGGAGCAGUUGACCCAGGCCUCCCGGGUCUAUGCCUCUGGGGGCACUGAGGGCUUUCCUCUUUCCCGAUGGGCACCGGGGCGUCAUGGGACUGCAGCUCAAGAAGGUGCACAGGAGAGACCCCUGCCCACAGAUGAAAUGGCACCAGGCAGGGGCCUCUGGUUGGGAAGACUAUUUGGAGUGCCUGGGGGCCCCACAGAAAAUGAGAAUGGAGCCCUAAAGUCCAGGAGACCAUCUAGCUGGCUGCCCCCGACAGUGAGUGUGUUGGCUCUUGUGAAGCGGGGGGCACCUCCCGAGACGCCUUCUCCUCAGGACCUUGAGGCCUCAGCACCCAGGAUGCUGCAAUCCCAUAGGGCAGUGCGGGCUCUCUGUGAUCACACUGCUGCAAGACCUGACCAGUUGAGCUUCCGGCGUGGGGAAGUGCUGCGUGUCAUCACCACAGUGGAUGAGGACUGGCUCCGCUGUGGGCGGGAUGGCAUGGAGGGUCUGGUGCCUGUGGGGUAUACCUCCCUUGUUCUGUAGCCCUGGGAUCCUUUCCUGCGUAUGUGUCUCCUUCCUGUCACCUGGGAAUGGAAUGGCCAGUGAACACCAUCCCAGAAGCAUUUUCCCUCUGCAAAAUGACAUUUCUUCCCACAUCUGUUUCUGCUAAUAUUUAAAAUAAACUUUCCUUCUUCCCUCCUAUACCCACCUGUAAGGUGAAAUCUGCUCUUCUUCCAAAUAUAUAAAAAGAGAAUUGCCCUCCAGGUAAUCCCUUUCCUUUUUCCCGUCUAUAUAAGGGAAUGUCUUCCUUCCUAUCUAUCUGCAAAAUGGAAAUCUAGACCUCCUUCUUCAUCCAUAAGUGGACUGUGCCAGUACAAUACAUGCCUCAGCCCCCAAGCCUAGAAGGACCUCUAGUCUCCUUCCUGUGUGGAAUCUUCCCCACUCCACCCCUCCCAAGUUGCCUGUAUUGAUAAUGUACUCAUGCUGUACUAGGUGCUGAAGCCUGGACACCCCUGGUGGGUGGGCCUGUGGUGAUGGUUUGCAUCCUUCCUCCUUUGUCCCAAUAAAGUAUGGGAGUUGAA